Molecule: messenger RNA, 1290 nt
Organism: Peniophora sp. CBMAI 1063
Lineage: Eukaryota; Fungi; Basidiomycota; Agaricomycetes; Russulales; Peniophoraceae
Source: the annotation of a GenBank genome assembly
AUGGAUACUCGUGCAUUCAAUCCGCCAGUUGAACCAGGCGUACGAGCUGACAGGGGUAUCGGCCCCUUUUCCCUCGGUCUCGGAGAGGAGGUACCUACUCCGAAACAUCUGAGGACCCCGCGUAUAAGUACGGGGCGACAGAACCGCUAUACCUCACCAAUUCAGCUUUCAACCACUCAUCCCAUCUUCUACCCUUCAACCUUCCUCGAUCUUCUCCAACACUUUUCGUUCAUAUCAAUCAUGUUCUCUUCUACUCGCCUUUACACCUUCGUUUGCAUUGCCCUCGGCGUUGCAACUCACGCUGCUCCCACUACCAGCGUCGAGAGUCGUUCGCCGGACACCUACGACCUCAGCGGUGGUGUCGUGGGACUUCUCCUUGGCCUUGAAGGCGAAGGAUACGGCGGAAACAGUGACGAGGAUACCUAUAUCCUCAAGCGCGACCUAUACGAUCUCACUGGCGGUAUCGGCGCUCUGUUCCUCGGUGCCGACGGCUUCGAUGGAGAGGGCGGCGAGGCAUCCGACGAGUACAUCCUCAAGCGCCAACUCGCUCAGAUUGGCCCUGUCAAUGUCGGAGGCGGUCUGCUCACCAACUUGGGCAUCCAGCAAGCCACCCACACUGGCGGAGUUGCUAUCCCUGGAAGCAGCGUCGACACCGAUACCGUCCUGAACACGCGCGACCUCUAUGACACCACGGGCGGUAUCGGCGCGCUCCUGUUCGGCUUUCCUGAGGGAUAUGCUGGUGAGGGCGACGAAGACACGUACAUUCUCAAGCGUCAGGUUCCCGUCAGCACCGACGCCAUCUCGCGCUUAGGCUCAAACAUGGGCCUCCAACACGCCGUCCCGCUCGCUGAGGCUGGCCUCAGUCUCGGUGGCGCCAUCAACGGAGUUUCCCAGCGUGAUCUCUACGAUACAACCGGCGGCAUCGGUGCGCUGAUCUUCGGAGUGGAGGGCUAUGGCGGAGAGGCCGGCGAAGAUGAAUACAUCCUUAAGCGCGACGUCUCCGAGGUUGAGGCACGCUCUCCUGACCUUUACGACCUUACCGGUGGGAUCGGCGCUUUGAUCUUUGGGGCCGAGGGCGAGGGAUACGGUGGGGGUAGCGACGAGGACGCAUACAUCCUGAAGCGCCAGCUUGAGCGUUUGGGACUGGGUGGUCUCGCCGGCGGCGCUGGGUCCCUACCCGUCGGAACGGGCGCGGCUACCUCCGGCGUCGACCCUUCCGUGGCAACCGACAUCCUCCCCAACCUCAACACCAACGCCGACUUGGCGUCGAGCUUGGGUCUUGGUAUCUGA